UAACACUUGUAUUUUGUACCAGUUAAUCUUCUUUCUAACGCCAUAUAAUUGUACUUCAAAAUUUUCGUAAAAGACUGCACCAGUGGGAAUAUAAAACAUGUGGAUUCUUAAUUAAUUGGCUCUCUAUUUAGUAAUAAAUUCAAAGACAUAGUCUUCAUAUGGAUUUUGAAGUAAUUGAAGUUGAAGGUGAAAUGGGUCAUCGUGGAGUGUCGGAUGAUGGAGAUGCUGAACCCAAUGAAGUUGGUGAAGCGAAUACGACAGAGAAUUCUUCUGCUCGUGGUGAUGAUGAUGGGAUUAUGGAGCCAUAUGUGGGGAUGGAAUUUGACACUGAAGAUGCUGCCAAGACUUUUUACGAUGAGUAUGCUAGACGUUUAGGUUUUAGUUCUAAAGUCAGUCAACAUAGCCGCUCUAGAAGUGAUGGGUCAAAUGUCGCACGGGAGUUUGUAUGUGGCAGAGAGGGUUUGAAAAGAAGGCAUGCUGAUAGUUGUGAAGCAAUGCUUAGGAUAGAGUUAAAGGGCGAAGAUAAGUGGGUGGUUACAAAAUUUAUUAAGGAGCAUACCCAUUCUAUGGUAAGCCCUGGUAAAGUGCAUUACCUUCGGCCCCGCAGGCAUUUUGCUGGUGCUGGAAAGGCCACGCCUGAUGUUUAUCAAGGAGUGGGAAUUGUACCUAGUGGUGUAAUGUAUGUGUCCAUGGAUGGCAACCGAGCGACUGUAGAAACAAAUAAUUGUGGAUCUAGGGCCGCUCCCAUCAUUGAAUCAAAUCGCCCCGUUAAAAAUAUGGGGGCGAUGAAUUAUGUUGUUAGGCCUGCUAACAGAAAAAGGACAUUAGGAAGGGAUGCUCAGAAUCUACUUGACUAUUUCAAGAAAAUGCAAGCUGAAAACCCUGGUUUCUUUUAUGCAAUACAACUUGAUGAUGACAAUCGCAUGGCUAAUGUAUUUUGGGCUGAUUCAAGGUCAAGGGCAGCUUACAGUCAUUUUGGUGAUGCAGUUACACUGGACACAAUGUACAGAGUUUGUCAAUAUAAAGUACCAUUCGCUCCAUUUACGGGAGUAAACCAUCAUGGUCAGCCUAUCUUGUUUGGGUGUGCUCUACUACUAGAUGAUUCUGAGGCUUCUUUUGCUUGGCUGUUUAAGACGUUUCUUACAGCAAUGAAUGAUCGGCAACCUGUCUCUAUAACUACUGAUCAAGACAAAGCUAUACAGACAGCAGUUUUUCAGGUAUUUCCAGAAGCACGCCACUGUAUCAGUAAGUGGCAUGUCUUGAGAGAAGGCCAGGAAAAGCUGGCUCAUGUAUGUCAUGCUCAUCCAAGUCUUCAGGUAGAGCUGUACAAUUGCAUCAAUAUGACUGAAACUAUAGAGGAGUUUGAAUUGUCUUGGAAUUCAAUCCUUGACAAAUAUGAUCUCAGGAGACAUGAUUGGCUUAAUUCAAUAUAUAAUGCUCGUGCACAAUGGGUACCUGUGUAUUUUCGGGAUUCCUUUUUUGCUGCAGUAUUACCGAAUCCAGGAUAUGAUGUUUCCUUUUUUGAUGGUUAUGUGAAUCAACAGACAACAAUUCCAAUGUUCUUUAGGCAGUAUGAAAGAGCUUUAGAAAACUCAUUUGAGAGGGAGAUAGAAGCAGAUUUUGAUACAAUUUGCACAACACCAGUCUUGAGGACGCCUUCACCUAUGGAGAAACAGGCUGCAAAUUUUUAUACAAGGAAAAUAUUUGCUAAAUUUCAGGAAGAACUGGUGGAAACUUUUGUAUAUACUGCAAAUAGAAUUGAAGGUGAUGCAACUAUCAGCACAUUCAGGGUUGCGAAAUUUGAAGAUGACAACAAGGCAUACAUUGUUGCAUUAAAUUAUCCUGAAAUGAGAGCAAACUGUAGCUGCCAAAUGUUUGAGUAUUCUGGUAUUCUCUGUAGACAUGUUUUGACAGUUUUCACUGUCACAAAUGUACUUACGUUACCGUCUCAUUAUAUCUUGAGACGGUGGACAAGAAAUGCUAAGGCUGGGGCUGGAAUAGAUGAACGUAGCGGUGAACUACAUGGCCAGGAAUCGCUGACAAUGCGAUAUAACAAUUUGUGUCGGGAGGCAAUCAAAUAUGCAGAGGAUGGGGCAAUUGCUGUAGAGACCUAUAAUGUUGCAAUGGGUGCUCUUAGAGACAGUGGGAAGAAGAUUGCUGUUGUGAAGAAAAGUGUUGCCAAAGUUUCACCUCCCAGUUCACAGGUCAGUGGCACUGGUUAUGAGGACAGGAAGACUGCUACAUCAGCUUCAGACACUGCCCCUUUGUUAUGGCCUCGGCAAGAUGAAAUGACAAAACGGUUUAAUCUUAAUGAUACUGGUCCUCCAAUUCAACCUGCUUCUGAUUUGAAUUUGCCACGUAUGGCACCUGUGUCCCUUCACCGUGAUGAUGCUCCUUCUGAUAACAUGGUGGUUCUUCCUUGUCUAAAGUCAAUGACUUGGGUGAUGGAGAAUAAGAAUUCACCACCAGGGAAUAGAGUAGCAGUGAUCAACCUGAAGUUGCAAGAUUAUAGCAAGACUCCAUCAGCAGAAUUGGAGGUUAAGUUUCAGCUUUCUCGCGUUACACUCGAACCCAUGUUGAGAUCUAUGGCCUAUAUUAGUGAGCAGCUUUCAACCCCAGCUAAUAGGGUUGCUGUCAUCAAUUUGAAGCUUCAAGAUACUGAGACAACUUCUGGAGAGUCGGAGGUUAAAUUUCAAGUUUCAAGAGAUACCUUAGGUGCUAUGUUGAGAUCAAUGGCUUACAUCCGGGAGCAGCUUUCUAAUGCUGUAAGCAUUGUCUCUUUACACUUGUUAUCACUAUUUCUGGUGCAUGACUCACAAAUGUUCUUCUGUACUAAAAUUGUUAUAUACUGUCAUCUUUUUUCUAGUGUUUUUUCUUUUGUAAAUUUUCAACAAUAUACUGGAAAGUUACUUUGUUCACAUGAUCUUGUCAUCAGAUCUGGUCUAUAA
Messenger RNA from Pistacia vera, 2948 nucleotides. RefSeq names its product protein FAR1-RELATED SEQUENCE 3-like. Gene Ontology annotation, molecular function: zinc ion binding. NCBI's taxonomy places the organism in Eukaryota, Viridiplantae, Streptophyta, Magnoliopsida, Sapindales, Anacardiaceae. The record is from RefSeq and is a predicted model, not a curated record. The transcript is spliced from 5 exons. Gene Ontology annotation, biological process: regulation of DNA-templated transcription. The coding region runs from base 159 to 2948 and encodes 929 amino acids.